Molecule: messenger RNA, 1856 nt
Organism: Mizuhopecten yessoensis (Yesso scallop)
Lineage: Eukaryota; Metazoa; Mollusca; Bivalvia; Pectinida; Pectinidae
Exons: 6
Coding region: 291-1112 (273 amino acids)
Source: RefSeq, a predicted model, not a curated record
AUGAAUAUAAUCAAAACAUACUCAAGUAUCACCAAUAAGUGGGUUUUAAAGGUUAAAAAAUUAUGAAACAAGUUAUUUCAACUUAAAUUAAUCACUCUUGUUGGCCCGGAUGUUAGCUCGCAGGGGUCUUAGUAUGGGAGGACUGAGAACCUGGAGAAAACCCACGUGGUUGGGCAGGUAACCCCAUACCUUUUCACGUCCGAUCGGGGAAUUGAACCCUGACGGCCUUGGUGAAAGGCAAGUGGCUACCCACUGUGCCAACCAACCACCCAAGGUUUAAAUGGAAUGAUAUGCCGACAAACCAGGACUUCACUCUGUCAAUACGAGUAGGGGGGACCACCCUGCCGGAAUACCAUAAAUAUGAGGUCUGUUAUAUCGAGAGCAACUUGUUUACGCCAUUCAGCUACCAGCAGGAGUAUUCCGAGAUCAUCCAGGGUGAAAACGAAACACAGAAAUGGCCAGUGACGCCAUUUGUGAUUGCUAUUCAGGGAAAAACCACAGUUCCCCAAUCAUACUACCGUGUGUUUGUGGACGGUCAGCUGGUCAAGAAGAUGAGCAUUCCCCAAGGAAAGACAAGGCUUGUGAAAGGUUUCCGGGAUGGAAAUAAUUGUGUGGAGUUCCUGUUUUCCCUGCCGAGGUUCUGUAGGGGAGAGGAUGACAAGCUGACAACAGACAAGGUGUCGCGGGUCGGUCUUAUCGAGGUGGAGUGCUACCGGGCAGUAAAGAUGGGGUCAUUUGUGACGAGGAGAAAGAAGGAUCUACUGUUUGACCAGGCAAACAAGAAGGACUGUCUUGGUGUCACGCAAGGGCAAUACCUGAUGGCGACCACCAAGGCAGGGAAGGUCUUAAAGAAGCGGUCAACAAACAAGAUGACGGACCACUGGGAUGUGGGCAGCAUGCGGAGUCGACAAAGUGUGAAGUAUGUGACCUCACAGACACUUGUUGAUCUUGGAGUUUCUGUCCUCCCCAUCCCCUUCCCCACAAAGUCCAGGCCAGUCUUAUGCAGCAGCACAGAAACCAUCACUAAACAGGAAGCUACUACUAUAGACAUAAAGCAGGAAAUAAUUCAGGGUUCUUCAGUCCAGCAUUCAGGCAUCAAAUUUCUUGUAUGAAUGAAUAGAUACGAAACUGCAUUUGAAACACUUUUUUUUUCACCAAAUCAAUUUUCUGUUUUGUCAUUUGACACAACGACUUUUUGACAUUAAAUUUUCAGUUAACGUUUCACUAUAUAUGUCAUCAGGCAUUGUUUGAUGGAAACGUCCUUUUGAUGUUCAUUUGCCCUGAAGCUUUGUUUACCUUCAUCAUCCAUCACGCUUUGUUUACCUUCAUCAUCCAUCACGCUUUGUUUACCUUCAUCAUCCAUCAAGCUUUGUUUACCAUCAUCAUCCAUCACGCUUUGUUUGAUGGAAACUUUCAUUUGACAUCAUAUUUUGCGUUAUUUAAACCUUCAUUUAUUAUCAAGCUGUUUUUGAAAAACAAAACAAAAUCUAGUCUGUAUCUUUUUUUUUCAUUAUUGUUUUUAAUGUGUUCGUAUAGAAUUGUUCCAAGUUGUAGUUAACCCUGUGCUGAUAUGUGUUGUUAAGUAUGUUUUGUUGGUAAGUGUGGUUAGAUGUGUGCUGAUGAUCAUGACUGUAAGGAAACAGAUGAUGUUUGUUUGUAGAGGAAAUGUUGUGACACAGACAUGUCAGGACACUGUUUAUAUCUCUAAUUACAUUGUAUAUUACGUGAAAGUGUUCACAGUGCUCAGAAUUGUAAAGUUUUGUAUAAAAUUAUUUUUUUGCUUAAUGUUUACACCAUCAAAAGUAAUUUGGUCAUAUUCUCUGCAUGUUUAUAAAGUUCAAUAAAUAUUUAAUUAA